AUGUCAGCUAUAUCGAGAGCAACACAAACUGAGUCAUCGGAUCGUUUGGCGGCAGUUCAACUGCGUUUGGAGAACCUGAAGAGCAUCUUGCCCCAACACGAUGUUGCCUGGGCAGAGUGUCAAGAAGUUCAACGUUCGCCAACUACAAUUGCUAAGAGCGGAAGCACACAGAUUAAGCGAGACAGAUCGACAGUCCCUAUUGGCCACUACCGAACGAGAGUCGCCCGAAGUGUUUAUAAGAACCUCAACUGGGAUUCCUAUUCGCUGGCGACGCGCGCCCUUCUGGACGCUGUCUUUGACAAAGAGACGCUCGGCACGAAGAAUCUAUCUGGCAUUAAAAUUGACUCGAAGGGUCGCCAAUGGUCCGCGACCAAUAUGCUUGAUCCGCAGAAGAUCAGCGACAUUGUGCAGCUGGUUAAACGAAACUGCAAAGUGGACGAACGACGCAUACGUAAAAUUAUUGCUCACAAAUGCGGGGAUACUGCCAGUACGAAACGCAUAAAGAGUUUAUAA
Molecule: messenger RNA, 513 nt
Organism: Drosophila mojavensis
Lineage: Eukaryota; Metazoa; Arthropoda; Insecta; Diptera; Drosophilidae
Product: protein insensitive
Exons: 1
Coding region: 1-513 (170 amino acids)
Molecular function (GO): DNA binding
Source: RefSeq, a predicted model, not a curated record